Molecule: messenger RNA, 1506 nt
Organism: Miscanthus lutarioriparius
Lineage: Eukaryota; Viridiplantae; Streptophyta; Magnoliopsida; Poales; Poaceae
Source: the annotation of a GenBank genome assembly
AUGGCCUCCCGCCUCUUAACCAGAUCAGCGGCGGCGCGCCUCGUCUCCCACCUCCACCGCAAGAGGCCAGGAACUACUCACUGCCUCCUCACCCAUGGCGCCGCCUUGGCGGCCCUCCUGGGGUCCACUGAUGGCCUCUCCCACGCCGCCGACUCCACUCUCCUCCGCGUUCCGGUGCGGUGGUUCUCUUCUCCGUCCACGGAGGCGGUGGCGGAUGCUCCGAUGACCGCGGACGGCCUGACGGUGGACUCGAUCGCCGACAAGGGGUGGACGAUUCUUCCCGAAGCCGAGAGCGACUGGCGCAGCCAUGCCGCCGCCGUCGCGCAGUCAGUCAAGCUCAUCAAGAAGCGCCUCAAGUGGGGAUGGAUACUUGAGAGAACGAAGCAAUUGGCUGUGGUCUUGGAGAGGCCAGACCUCUGGGAAGAUCCAGUUUUUGCUAGGAGGGUUAGCCGUGAGCAGGGUGAGCUCAUGGGCAAGAUUAAGUCAGUGAACCAAUUUGAGCAGGAAUUGAUUGAACACAUUGAGAUGCUACGGCUUGCACGUGAAGAAAACGAUAAUGAACUUGAGAUGGUUCAGGCAGGGGCUGGUGGCACCGAGAGCAUGGACUGGGCUGCAAUGGUGAUGAACAUGUAUAGGUCAUGGGCCCAGCGACGAGGAUAUACAGUCACUGUGGUUGAAGAGAUGCCUGGUGAAGUAGCAGGAAUCAAGAGGGCCACUAUCAAAGUUGAUGGUGAAUAUGCAUUUGGAUAUGCCAAAGCUGAAGUAGGAGUUCAUAGAUUAGUGCGAAUUUCUCCAUUUGACAGUGGAAAGCGCCGGCACACUUCCUUUGCAGCUGUUGCUGUAAUACCUAUUCUUGGGGAUGCCGCUAGCCGAUACCAGAUCAAAGAUUCUGAUCUUAGGAUAGAACGUUUCCGUUCUGGUGGCCCUGGUGGUCAGCAUGCCAACACUACAGAGAGUGCCAUUCGAAUUGUGCACAUUCCAACUGGUAUAAGUGCAACAUCUCAAAAUGAAAGAUCACAACACAUGAACAAGGCAUCAGCAAUGGCAGUACUCCAAUCUCGUCUUGAUCAGCUUGAGAUUGCCCGCCAAGCACAGAUGAAUGCAGAGCACACACAAUCACUCAACGAAAUCAGCUGGGGCAACCAAAUAAGAUCUUAUGUUCUCCAUCCAUACCGUAUGGUCAAAGAUCUCCGAACAAACUAUGAAGUAUCUGACCCGGAUUCAGUUCUAGAAGGAGAUCUAGAUGAUUUCAUCUUGAACUAUUUGUCAUCGUCACUGGAUGAAGCUGAUGCCCAAGGAUUUGGAGGUCUGGAACAUCAACACAAGAAUUUGCUAAAAUGGAUUUGGAGACUAUACAGCGGAGAUGAGAAUGACAUGUGCUGCCAGCUGCUCAGUGCCAAGUACCUGAAAAACAAAUGGUUUGGAGCUAACAUUCUGUUCUGGGAGGACAUGGAUACCAGAUAUACCCCAGAAGGUAGCAUAUCCAAAACUUUUCUCGGUCUCUAG